CUUUUCCACUUGCUGCUCCUACAUUGGAGUAUGACUGUUUGUCCUGACGUGUGACUGUUAAAAACAAUGACAACAAUUGUGAAACAGCUCCGGACAGACGGGUUUAAAACCAAGGUUUGCGCCACAUCUUCCUCUGGAGGCUGUGAUUCAUCGUUGAUCUCGACCUGAAACCCGCCUCUUCUAACUACGGCCCCACCCGUGUCCAUUAACCCCUCCCUCCGCAUGUCUUCAGGAGGCUCAAUGUAAAACCUGAACAGACUCAGGUGCGUCAGGCUCCAGAGCCAACGUCCAACUCCUGCCACAAAGACUCAGAUUGGACCAACAGGCAACAGUGAAGGAAUAUUGAUUUUCCCCUACAUGGAACACUAUUGAUACUUUUUUCCCCGUGUAUAACACUACAUAAAGAGAUCCCCUUUACCUCUGAGUGAGUCCUCUUUUCCAAAAUGAGUUGGGGGGCGCUGUACGCCCAGCUGGGAGGUGUAAACAAACACUCCACCAGUCUGGGAAAGAUCUGGCUCUCUGUCCUCUUCAUCUUCCGCAUCACCAUCCUGGUCCUGGCAGCAGAGAGCGUCUGGGGAGACGAGCAGUCCGACUUCACCUGCAACACUCAACAGCCAGGCUGCAAGAAUGUCUGCUACGACCACUUCUUUCCUGUGUCCCACAUCCGUCUGUGGUGCCUUCAGCUGAUCUUUGUGUCCACGCCGGCUCUGCUGGUGGCCAUGCACGUGGCCUACAGGAAACGUGGAGAUAAGAAGACAAUGCUGGCCUCCAACGGCACGGAGAAAAUGACAGACACAGACCUGGAAACACUGAAGAAAAGGCGCUUACCGAUCACUGGUCCUCUGUGGUGGACCUACACCUCGAGCUUGUUCUUCAGACUCAUCUUUGAGGGUGGCUUCAUGUACGCACUGUACUUCGUCUAUGAUGGUUUCCAGAUGCCCCGGCUUGUCAAGUGCGAGCAGUGGCCUUGUCCCAACAAGGUGGACUGCUUUAUUUCCAGGCCCACAGAGAAGACGGUCUUCACCAUCUUCAUGGUGUCUUCGUCAGCCAUCUGCAUGAUCCUGAACGUGGCAGAGCUCUGCUACCUCAUCAGCAAAGCGCUCAUGAGGUGCUCGGCCAGGGCUAAACUGAAAGGUAACCUCAACCAUCAUUACACCGACAGCGUGAGGCGUGAUCACGACCUGAUGCAGAACAAGAAGAACGACAUGUUGCUCUCCACCCAGACAGAUUCAACCAGCAACAAGACCAUGUGUUGAAGGAGGAACAUGAAGGAAAACCAACGCUAGUUCUUUUUCAGAUGUUGAAGUUUUACAAACAUUACAACUAUGAUGUCAAGUAACAACAGGUGUGAAACGUUCAUUACUUAUUCAACAACACCUGAAGAAAAUAAGAUAAAUGAGAGAAUGAACCCUCCUAUUGGUGGGUUUGCUGUGGUUACUAGUGGAAUUGACAGACGACGGUUAACUCCAAUGGUCUACACAUGGAAACUAGCUGCGAAUAAGAACGAAACAAGAUAAUUCAAAAUAUAACAAAAAGCAAAGCUAGCUUAGCUAGGUUAGCCUGUCUGUGACGUGUUAGCGAAAGAGGGAAAGUUGAGUUUAAAACUUCAAAAACGACUUACAUUCCAUAUCAACUUUUAAAUAGACACCAACAGAAUUGGACAGAAGGUAUUUAUAUACGGUUACCUCGUCGAGUAAGUUUAAAUGUGUCAAUUUGCGACUCUCUCUAUUUGUGUUAAAAAACGCGGAGUUUUUUCCCCCCCAGUAAGUCGACGUAUGUUAGUGUACUUACCUAUAAAAUCAUGCUCCAAAGAUGCUAAAAACAUUACAAACUGACAAUGGCAUACACAACAAACUUUUAUAGAGAUGUUUUUUUUUUUAGUUUCGAGUGUUAACGUUAAUAACAUUAUGACGCUUAAGUGGGCUAAUUCACUAAAGCUGAGUCUCCACCGCCACCUGCUGGUGAAUCCGUUUAGUGUUAAAUGAUGGAACAACAAAUGUUGUGAAAGGAUUUUUGUUAAGUUAUAUUUAUCGUGUAGUUUUCCGCAGCUUAUGUUCAAACACGCUGAAAAAAAAAUCAAAGUGACUGUAGCACAGAAAAUUACUAUAAACAUUUAUGCUUUCUAUCAGCGAUGUAUUUUGGAUUUGUGUGAAUAUGUCACUGGAAAUGGUGGAAGGUCAGACGUAGCACGGGACUGAGACGUUUGUAUAUUAAGUUUUAUCUUAAAACAAUCACUGCAGUUGUUUAAUGGAUUUGCUGUUUGGUCAAAUCUUUGGUCUACUUGAAAUGGAGGUGUUGGAAAUUGAAGUUUAGCUUUAUAAAAGGAAUGUUUAUUUUCAUUAUUUUGCAGGAAAGGGAGAAUAGAAAUGUGAAAUAUUCGUGUUCAACUGGACAUGCAGAUAUAAUCAAUAAUCACGUGACGCAGUUACAUAAAACCCUGUGAGGAAACUUGAAUUUUGUGAAGAUCGAAAAUGUUUGUUUUUGCCUCCUGAUUAUACCAAUGGCUUAUUUCAGAAUUUUUACAACGACUUAAAAAAAA
Messenger RNA from Cynoglossus semilaevis (tongue sole), 2539 nucleotides. It is a transcript of the gene gjb8, whose product is annotated as gap junction protein beta 8. The transcript has 2 exons. NCBI's taxonomy places the organism in Eukaryota, Metazoa, Chordata, Actinopteri, Pleuronectiformes, Cynoglossidae. The record is from RefSeq and is a predicted model, not a curated record. The coding region runs from base 444 to 1256 and encodes 270 amino acids. Gene Ontology annotation, biological process: cell-cell signaling; gap junction-mediated intercellular transport. Gene Ontology annotation, cellular component: connexin complex. Gene Ontology annotation, molecular function: gap junction channel activity.